AUGAAUAAUUCAGAAAAUCAAUCGCAACAAUCAGAGUAAACUCAAACAAUUGAUUAUUCUCAAUACUUAAAUGGAGAUCGAAGUUAGAAUACCGAUUAUGCAUCCUUAUUAGAGAGGACUAUAUUUCAAUUACUAAAAAAAUAUCCAGAUGUAUUCACUUACAACUAGCAUUAAGUGUAUGAUGGUAAGAGUGCAGGGGCAAAUUAUAUCCUAGAAAAUGGGUUAUUAUUAGGUAAUGGAGCUUAUGGAUCUGUGUACUCCACUGUAAAUCCAAAAAACAAUUAACCAGCAGCCUUGAAGGUAUAAAUAAAUUGUAAUUACGAUUAAGUAAUCAUGCAGGCUGAAGAAUUUAAAGUUUAAAAAUAAAUUUCUAUCCAAUUCCCAGAAUGCAUCAUCUAGAUAUAAAAUAAAAUUUUUAUCAGCUAAAAAUAUAUGAACACUUAUCGAUUGUAUGCAUAUUUGGAUUUGGGAUUGGGAAACCUAAAAGAAUAUUAAAUAUAAUUAAAGAAAUUUACAGAAGAUCAAUUCAAUAAUCUGUUCGAUUGUAUUUUAGAUAGUAUUUUAAAAAUUCACUCUCUAAAAAUUGUUCAUAAUGACAUUAAAUUGGAAAAUAUUAUAAAUACUUAAAAAAAUGGGUGGGUUUUAGCUGAUUUUGGAUGUGCAAUUUAAUACGCAACUCCUUAUGGUGAAUAUCCUAUUGUUGGAACUAGAGCUUACAUGCAAAAAUAAGUGAGAAAAGCCUUGAACAAUAACUUAAAAAAAUUCAAAAUGAAUUUAUUUAACAAAGAUAUUUAUGCAUUUCAACUGACAAUGCUUUAGAUACUCUAUCCUGAGGAUAAUAUUAAUGAUUUAUAAUAGAUUUUAGAUCAAUAGAAAUUAGUGCAUCCGAAGAUUAAUUCACUUUAUAAUAAAGAUUAUCUCACUAUAAAAUCAUAAUUUCUAUAACAAAAAUUCAUUAGAACUGCAGUAAUUUAGGAGCCAAUCUUAAGCACUGAAUAUCUCAAAAUGAAGUUGGAAAAGAAUUUCAAACUUAGUUGCUAAUACAAAGCAUAUCGGGAUUUAUAAGACUUACCUUACAGUAAAGAUAUGAACUAUUGGACUUAAUGUAUGAUGAAUCUAGCUAAUCAAAGCGAUUAUCGUGAAUAAGAAUUUUUAAAAAAAACUAUGAUUUUGGAUUCCUUUGUAGAUAAAUAUACUUUUCAAUAUUCAGCAUAGGAGAUCUUUGAAGAAAUAUCAUUUGAGGAUUUAUCUAAAUUUGAAUAUGACCUAUACUAUGAUGUUUUAGAGAAGAGAGGUUAGAGGAUGCUCUAAUUGAUGCUUUGUUAGGGAUAUCAAGCAGUUUUAAAUACACCGAACUGCAGUUUAAAAUUCUAGGAGGCAGAGUUACUCUACAUAAUUGGCGAAUGGGAGUAGGCUAAGGAAGCCAUAAAUAGUAUACAAAAUGAAAUGGAAUUAGAGAAUGAUGAAAUGCUACUUAAGUUUAUUUGUUUGAAGGCCAGAUUGAAUGGCCAAUGGAUAAACAUUAGAGAAGAAAUCAUACCAUACUUUCUCUACUAUAAGGACAUUCAUUAGAUCUUAAUGGAAUGGAAGUAUAUAUUGAUAGACUCGAUUUGGUAAGACUAAUCGAAAUGUAUAUUUAAUAGACUUUACGAUCGAAAGAAUAACAUAUUUUUUGAUGACCUCAAUACAUUCAAAAAUAGCAAUUAAUAAGAGCCUUUCAAUUUCGAUUUUUUUAAAUACAUUAAAGUGUUUGACUUUUGUCCAGAGAAUUUUUUUUCAUCACAGGACACGCUUAUUAAAUUGAUGUAAAAACGGAAUUACGAUAAAUAUACUAUCUUUUAUUAAGGAUGGAUAUCUUGCGAAAUAAUGUCGUAUCAUGAUGAAUAUUUAGUAUUCAUAGAAGAAUUUAUACAAUUUAUUGAAUAGAAUCUAGAAGGAUAUUAUUUUAAUUGGAUUAUUUAUGAUUAUUAUUCAAGAUUCCUCAUCUAUAAAGGUUAAUUCAGUAAGGCUAAGCUUUAUUUUUAUAAAGCAAUUAAGAUAGUAGAAAAAGAUUGCAUCUAUAAUUAAUUUACUCUUUUUCAUCAUUUAUUUUCAUUGCAAAUCUAGGAAGACAAUUUAGAAAGUGUUGAAACUUUUAGUAAAAAUAUCGAUCUUUUAAAAUAAAUGCCUAACUCUUAAAUCACUUUAUAUUUAUUUGUAUGGUUGAUGCUUGAAAUAAUACAUUUGUGUGAAAAAUAGUAUUCAUUUAGAUUAGCAAAUUUUUUUAAUUAAGCAAUCAAUAUUUUAAAAGCAUAAUUAGUUGGUCAUACAUUAGGCUUGCGUAUCAUCUAUGCGAUUGAAUAGGAUUUGGCCUCUCAAAAGAAGGACUUUGAUGCUUUCUAGUCUGCAACAUGGCAAUAUUUACCGGAUUUAAUUGAAGCAUUAAAUGAAGAUUAUGAAGAAGAAGUCCUAAAUAGUUUUCAAUAAAUAUAUAAACUUAUAGAACAUUAGAAUUUGAGGUUGGAGGAUGAAACGAAGCAUACAUCUAGAUGGUUAUAAUCUACGAUUGUCUUUCAAUCGAUUGGUUUUAAAAUUCACAAAUUUGAUAACCACUUUGUAGCUGCAGUUCCAUGUUUUUAUUCUCGUUCAUGCCGUAGGUAAGGUAAUGAGAGAAAAUUAUAGGAAGCUCAGGAGAUAUUUAAGUUUACUCUUAUGAAUCAUAGUUGGUUAUUUUUUUGA
Messenger RNA from Paramecium tetraurelia, 2718 nucleotides. RefSeq lists its product as uncharacterized. The record is from RefSeq and is a predicted model, not a curated record. Lineage: Eukaryota; Ciliophora; Oligohymenophorea; Peniculida; Parameciidae. The transcript has a single exon. Gene Ontology annotation, biological process: protein phosphorylation. Gene Ontology annotation, molecular function: protein kinase activity; ATP binding.